AAUUCAACGGGGUGGCCAAAUGAAUCACAUUUUAGCUAAAAGAAAGUGAGCUUCAUUAAGAAUCCAAGGUUUUUGUCAGAACAAAAGGCAGCAAAUAAAACGCUUGAUUAACUCCACAAUAUCCCCCAUACAAAAGUUCGAAGAAGAGCUGCUCCAACAGGGAGGGAAGAAGCAGCAGGAGCAGGAGGAAGAAGUGAGAACGAAACGCAACAUUAAGUGAAGUGAAGUAGUCAAGAGUGGUUAAGGUAUUGACCAUUAAACCCACAUCAACGGCAUGGCACACUUUUGUUGGCAACUCAAAUUGCUGAUUUUGCUGUUGAUGUUGUGUCGCUGCCAGUCGCGACCUCGUCCCGCACCCGUUCCCUCGCCGAUGGGUCGACAUAGUGAGCUCAUUGCUGGCAAUGAGUUCCUCAAGCUAUUUCUCGAUCAUGAUGAACAGCAGCGUAAUCUGCACAGCAGCGAGGAUUUCGAGGGCAGAGGUGAGGCCAUCAGUUCCUCCAGUUCAUUACCACUUACGAGUAGCAUAAGGACAAAUAAUGCCAGGAGUUUGGAGCACAAGACGCGCUAUCGCAAUGCGAAUAGCCAGCAUGAGGCAGACGAUGGGAGCAAGCAGCAGGUUAAGUUGGUAACCACAGGCAGUAAGAUUGUCUUUCUGGAGGAUCCUCCAAAUCACAAGCAGUCGAAAACUAAACUCAAAGACGAGGUGAAAGUGGUGGCAGUCAGUGUUAGCUCCUCCAGCAAACGUGGCCCACCAUCAAGGGGGCGUCUUCCAAUUAGUCCAGUGAGCCCAGUGAGUGCCUCUGGCUCGGAUUUCGUCAAUCGUUCGCAUAAAAGUGAAUUGUCCAUUGAGGAAACAGAGCCUAGACUAGCGGCCGAUGCCAUGGAUGGCGAGAGUGGCGAUUCCUUAAAUAGUGCAUCGAAUAUACAAAAUGUAUUGGCAGCUCCAUUGGUGGCGGCCAGCCAUGCGGCAUUUGCCAGAAAUCAUAGUGAGACGGAUAACGAGGAAGAUGACAAAUUGCUGCCCUUCCAGACGGUUAUCUAUCAUGAUACCAAGCCGGGCAAUAGUCACGGACCACAGUCUAGAUCAAUUUCAUAUAGUUCCAUAUCACAGAAUGUUGAGGAUCUGCAGGGAUGGCAACAAUCGGCUGGCAUUUUGGCCGAGGCUCAACGCAAUGUCAGUGAGAGUUUGCAGCAAAGGCAGGGAUCACACGCUUCCGAGCCAUCAAAAUUCUAUUCAAUACCAUCGAAAAUGUACAGUGUUCCUUCGAAAUUCUAUUCUGAGCCAGCCAAGGUUUACUCUGAACCAGCCAAAAUGUAUGGCCAGCCGGAGAAGGUUUAUUCUGAACCAGCAAAGGUAUAUGGCCAGCCAUCGAAAUUCUACUCAGAGCCGGCGAAAGUCUAUUCACAGCCAGCAAAAGUGUAUGGGGAACCAGCAAAGACCUAUUGGCCGCAAAGCAGCCCGGCAACCACAACAUCAACUACGGCUGGUAGCCAAUCGUCCAGUGUGGAAACUCCUUUGGCUACCACAACUUCAUUGCCGCCCAUAACUGUGCCACCGGGUCCAGCUCCAACCACCUUUGUGCCCUCACGUUUGCGUCGACCUGCAAUUGUCUCGCGCAUUGCUUUUGGUGAGGCUCAGACCACUUCGACGACGACGACAACGACGUCGACGACGACCACAAAAACAACCACAGUAAGACCCACAACAACCACAGCAAAGCCAGUAACAACAACUGCAACUGCAACUGGAACGUCUGCCAUAGUUAGGCCAACCACUUGGCAGCAACAUUAUCACAGUCAUCAUCAUCAUCUGCUCCAACAGCAGCAGCAGCAGCAGCAGCAGCAACAGCAGAGGCAAUCGCCGUCUAUAACUGCGUCACAGCCGCCGCGUCGUGUACUCUUCAAUUUGGAUAAAUUACCUUAUGAUUUAUUGAAUGCACCGCAACCACAGUCGCACCACCAACAACAGCAGCAGCAUCUAUUGGAGCCAAUAUUAUCGAAGAGCGACUACCAGCAACAACAUCAUCAUCAUCAGCAACCUCAUAAUCAUCAUCGUCCAUGUUGGGAGCAACGUCAGCAUUCAUCACUGUCGCUCCAACAUUCUAAUCAAAAUGCCAAAGGAUUGCCCAAUAGAGAUCUAGUCAAGUGUGUUUCUACAAAAUUUGCACAGCAACAUCCACAAUCAGUGUCGGCGUAUUCGUAUAGCUCCAGCUCCACCAGUUCAUCCUCAUCAUCAUCUUCGGCGGGCAGAGUUCGGGACCCUGUCAUGCCACAACACUUUACCACCGAACGGCCUGAGCUCUAUACACCGACCCCAGAGCAAAAUUACGAAAUUGAAGAGUCCGUAAGUGUUAUGACAAACGGACGAGCCCAUGGGCUGCAGGGUGGUGCAGCCGCUGGGGUUGGGGGUCUAAGCUCAGCGUUGGCCAUUGCCACAACACCAGCCGGACCAGUAACUACAUUGGCAUCAACAACAAGCAUUCGGAAUCGUGGCAUAGACAGAGGACGUGGUUCGGUGGUGUACAACGCCAACGCAAAUGCCAACGAUUACAACGAUGAUGGCGGUAGCGAAAACGACAACAACAACAACAACGGCGAUGAUGAUGAUGAUGAUGGUGAUGUGAGAGAGGGCGACGAUGGUGAUGGUAAUGGUAAUGGUAAUGGAAAUGGAAAUGGAGACGAGUCGGAUGAAGACAAAGUGGCCUAUGUGGUGGAGGGACGAAACUAUCGCAAAUAUCGUGUAGAGGAGAAGACAGACGAUGGUUUCAUUGUCGGCGAGUAUGGUGUGGUGGACCACAACGAUGGAAAUUUGCGCGGUGUGCGUUAUACAGCCGAUUCGACCAUUAAUCGCAGUCUGAUACAAAAGGCGUUGUUGACAUUUCUGAAGCUGAAGUAGUUUGUUGAAGUUUAGAGUCAUGUAGAGUCGCCCAUAGAGCACAGCUGGGCAAGCAGCCGAAGAAUCCCAGCAGCUGCAACAAAAGAAUGGCCUUCCAAUUUCAUACACAUGUGAUCCAAGUCGUAUUGUAGUUAGCUCUAACUUAAAUUAAUAUUAGCCUUACAGUUUUAUUCGGCCACGAACUAUGUAGUCGUUAGUUAGUUAGCUACCUAGUUAGUUAGUGUAGUUAGUUGGACCCACAAUUGAUAGCCAGUAGGAGACCAAUAGAAUCAGAAUCGGAAUCAUUUUACAUAUGCUUCUUUCUUUUUUUUUUUUUCUACUUCCUAUAUAAA
Molecule: messenger RNA, 3228 nt
Organism: Drosophila willistoni
Lineage: Eukaryota; Metazoa; Arthropoda; Insecta; Diptera; Drosophilidae
Product: formin-J
Exons: 3
Coding region: 275-2896 (873 amino acids)
Source: RefSeq, a predicted model, not a curated record